GCACGUGAUGCUGCCAAAAGAACUUUCAAAACAAGUGCCGAAAUCCCAUCUGAUGUCUGAAGAGGAGUGGCGGAGCCUUGGUGUCCAGCAGAGUUGUGGCUGGGUUCACUACAUGAUCCAUGAGCCAGAACCUCAUAUUCUCCUCUUCAGAAGACCUCUUCGAAAGGACAAGAGUAAAUGA
Molecule: messenger RNA, 181 nt
Organism: Eurypyga helias (sunbittern)
Lineage: Eukaryota; Metazoa; Chordata; Aves; Eurypygiformes; Eurypygidae
Gene: CKS2
Product: CDC28 protein kinase regulatory subunit 2
Exons: 2
Biological process (GO): regulation of mitotic cell cycle
Cellular component (GO): SCF ubiquitin ligase complex; cyclin-dependent protein kinase holoenzyme complex
Molecular function (GO): ubiquitin binding; protein kinase binding; histone binding
Source: RefSeq, a predicted model, not a curated record